AUGUCAGACCAACAUGUCCUUCUUCUAGGAGCUACAGGAGCAUCUGGCAUUGCCUUUCUCGAAUAUGUCUUACCUCUCCCUGAUGGACCCAAACUAUCUCUUCUAGUGAGAAACAAGAGCAAAUUACCCCAAGAGCUCGUAACUCGAUAUCAACAUAAACUCACGAUAGUAGAAGGACAGUUGAAUGAUGAGGCAAAGUUGGAAGAGGUCUUGAAAGGUGGUGUGACCGCCGUCGUCAGCUUGUUGGGACCCUACCCAUCGCUUUACCAUCUGCUCACUCGGACGAAACCCACUCCCAUCGCUGAUUCGCUCCAUGUAGUCAAGAGGGUAAUGAAGAAAUAUGGUGUGAAAAGGUUAUUGGCAUUAUCGACUCCUCGGCAUUCUGUGCCAGGUGAAAAGUACUCGUGGUCUCAAUUUAUCACCACCAAAACCCUCCCAGCAACAUUCAUGCCCCAGGGCUCAGCGGAAAUGACUGCCAUAGGAGAAGUAUGUGCAGACGAAGAGUUCGAAUAUACCAUCUUCCGUGUACCGUUUUUAUCUGCCGGAUCGGGCGAUGCGAAAGUCCAUGCUGGAUUCUACGGCCCGGAUUUCAAGGGAUCACAAGAGUUGUCGAGAGCAAGUUUAGCGAGGUGGUUAUGGGAUGAAAUUAGGGAUGGGUAUUGGAUAAGGAAACAACCUGCCUUGGGCAAUUACCAGUGA
Molecule: messenger RNA, 699 nt
Organism: Kwoniella botswanensis
Lineage: Eukaryota; Fungi; Basidiomycota; Tremellomycetes; Tremellales; Cryptococcaceae
Exons: 4
Coding region: 1-699 (232 amino acids)
Molecular function (GO): biliverdin reductase [NAD(P)H] activity; riboflavin reductase (NADPH) activity
Source: RefSeq, a predicted model, not a curated record